GGUGGACCCCGAGAAGGGGGUCUUUCGGCUGGGGAAUCGGGGAGAAUGUGGACGCCAGCAUCAUGCCGAGAGAAGCUGGGGAGCCCGUGGCUGUCGAUGCCAUUGCGACUGAGCCGCGGUUCACUCAGCGCUACCGGGAGUAUCUCGAGAAGCAGAAGCUGCUGGACCGAGAGCACCGGGUGGGGAAGAUGCCCGACGGCACGCUGGCGCUGCCGGUGCUGGGAGGGCCGCUCCCCGAGCGGCACCUGCGGGAGCUGACGGGCCGCGUGGCCCCGGGCAGCACCUGCGUGCGGACGCGGCUGCCGCAGCCCGAGCCGUCCAGGAGGGCCCGGAGCUGCCCGCCUGCCCAGAGGCUGUGCCUGGCGGUGAGGCGGUGGGUCGAGGCCCGGGGAGGGACGUGGUCCGCAGAGCUGGAGGCCGAUCUGCCCAGAUCGUGGCAGCGGCAUGGCAACCUCUUGUUGCUGAGUGAAGAAUGUUUCCAGGCCGAGCGAUGGGGAGAUCAAGAACCCGGGUUCUGGGAGAUGGUUGCCUCGGCCCUGGGUGUGCAGCGCCUGGCAAGGCGAGGGCGAGUGUGCCCUGACGGCGCUCGGACUCCGGCGGUGACCCUGCUGCUGGGCGACCAUGGCUGGGUGGAGCAUGUGGAUAAUGGCAUCCGAUAUGAAUUCGACGUGACCCAAUGUAUGUUCUCCUUCGGGAACAUCACCGAGAAGCUGCGCGUGGCCUCGCUGGCCUGCGCCGGACAAGUGCUAGUAGAUCUGUAUGCGGGGAUUGGCUAUUUUACUUUGCCCUUCCUAGUUCAUGCCGGUGCUGCCUUUGUCCAUGCCUGCGAGUGGAACCCCCACGCUGUAGUUGCACUAAGAAGGAACCUUAAGCUCAAUGGUGUAGCAGAUCGAUGCCAAAUACACUUUGGGGACAACAGGAGCCUGAAGUUGUAUAACGUCGCCGACAGGGUGAACUUGGGGCUGAUUCCCAGCUCCGAGGAGGGUUGGUCCGUUGCCUGCAAAGUGCUUCGACAGGACGCGGGGGGCAUUUUGCAUAUCCACCAGAAUGUGGAAUGCUUCCCAGGGACGAGUCCCCAAGCUCCUGAAAGCCGGGAGCUGGAGUCAGAGCCCUGCUGUACUCCUCAACAAAUGGUCGCCAGCCAAGAAGGAAAUGGAGCUGCUGGGGAUCCUGGGAGCAAAGUGCCUUCAGCGACCAAGCCAGAAUGGCAGCGCUGGGCACAAGCUGCAGACACUCGAAUUGCCUCUCUCCUGCAGCAGGUACACGGGAGACCGUGGAGGACACAGAUCCUGCACAUCCAGCUAGUGAAGUCUUACGCACCCCACGUGGACCACAUAGUCCUGGAUCUGGAAUGCCGCCCUCUCUAGCUGACUAAAGGAAGAACUUCCUGGGAUACAAUGGAGCCCUGUCUGAGCGGCCCCUCCUGUGUCCACGCCGACUGGGUUCUGACCUGUUUUGUCUUCUGAAAAUCUGUCUUAACACUUUGUGGCCCUGAAAGGAGCUCUGUUCUAAGGCAGGUCGCUGACUUGGCUUUAU
Molecule: messenger RNA, 1536 nt
Organism: Ochotona princeps (American pika)
Lineage: Eukaryota; Metazoa; Chordata; Mammalia; Lagomorpha; Ochotonidae
Gene: TYW2
Product: tRNA methyltransferase 12 homolog
Exons: 1
Coding region: 63-1367 (434 amino acids)
Biological process (GO): tRNA methylation
Cellular component (GO): cytoplasm
Molecular function (GO): tRNA methyltransferase activity
Source: RefSeq, a predicted model, not a curated record